AUGGAAGCCGUACGGCGCCUGCUUGGAUUACCUCCAGUGGGAACUGCACCAAGAGUUGACGACGACCAUGUCUACCCCCUCCAUGUGCUAGAUGACACUAAGAUGCAUCGGGAGAUUUUUCUCAAUUGGAUACUGGUCUUUGACGAUGUACUCGAUCCUGGACAGCUACACAGAUCGUUAGCCCGGCUCCUUGAGCUUGGUGACUGGAGAAAGAUUGGGGGUCGUCUCAAAUUAAAGGAAGACGGCCGACUAGAGGUCCACGUUCCACAGGCCUUCACAGCGGAACGUCCCGCCAUAGCCUACAGCCACCAAAGCGUAGAUAUGGAUAUAAAAGACCAUCCCAUCGCAAGGACACUUCCCAAAGUCACAGAGAACGUCUCUAUUCAGCCUGGGGCUCCGAGCUUCAAGUCUUUCGCAGCCCCCACGCCAGCCACGUUGAAUGAGUUUCUCAAUAAAGACAUUCCCCAGCUGUCGCUACGCAUCACUUCGUUCCAAGACGCAACACUUGUCGCACUCUCUUGGCCUCAUACGCUGAUGGACGUCAUGGGCCAGGAAGCACUUCUACAUGCGUGGUCUUUAGUGCUAGCUGACCGAGAAUCAGAUGUACAACCCGUCAUAGGGGCCUACAAGGACGUCAUGACUGCGGCUAUUAGUGGCUACAACAACGAGGAGUUCAAACUGAGGAACAAGGUGCUACGUGGUUUUAGCCUUGUGAAGUUUGUGCUCCGUUUGGUGUGGGACAAAAUAUGGAACCCAGCUCUGAAAACGCAAACCAUCUUCGUCCCUCAGAGAGCUCUUACCGAGCUGCGACGACAGGCCCAGAUGGAUCUAUGUUUGGAAUACGGCAAGCCGCCCUUUGUUAGCGAUGGAGAUAUACUUGCUGCAUGGUUAGCGCGCGCAGUGGCCUCAUCACUUCCGCGGCCGCGGCCUAUGACCCUGGUUCACGCUCUCAACGCACGCACCCGUCUUUCGUCACUCGACGCACCAGGCGUCUUCAUGCAGAAUAUGGUGGUGGCAGCCCAUACACUUCUGUCAGCUGAUGGCGCAAGGGGGCAGCUUGGGCAGAUUGCACUAGAAAACCGGCGUCACCUGAUGGCGCAGUCAACAGAAGGCCAGGUCCUAGCCUUUUUACACGAACAGCUGAAGGAUUGCGAAUCAGGCGGCAACCCAAGAAUGCUGCUUUGUACCGAUCCCGAUGCUGUACUGUUGACUUUCACAAACUGGAGCCAGGCAAAACUCUUCAGGGCGGCCGACUUCAGUCCAGCAGUUGUGCAUACAGCAAAGACGGUCUUGAGAGGAUCAAACAAUGCUCCUGGAACCAUUACAACUCACUUCGUAGAUGUAGUAACAAGAAGUCCAGUAAGGAUGAGCUGGGUUGGCGUGCUCGGGAAGGACCAUGGCGAUAACUACUGGCUUAGUGGACUUCUGCUGCCCUCGGUCUGGGCUAAAAUUGAGGAUGAGAUUGCCAAGCUGUGA
Colletotrichum higginsianum IMI 349063 is the source of this 1476-nucleotide messenger RNA. RefSeq names its product BCL5p. NCBI's taxonomy places the organism in Eukaryota, Fungi, Ascomycota, Sordariomycetes, Glomerellales, Glomerellaceae. The record is from RefSeq and is a predicted model, not a curated record. The coding region runs from base 1 to 1476 and encodes 491 amino acids. The transcript has 3 exons.